Grus americana (Whooping crane) is the source of this 864-nucleotide messenger RNA. It is a transcript of the gene SYCN, whose product is annotated as syncollin. Gene Ontology annotation, biological process: exocytosis. The record is from RefSeq and is a predicted model, not a curated record. The transcript has a single exon. Lineage: Eukaryota; Metazoa; Chordata; Aves; Gruiformes; Gruidae. Bases 83 to 481 code for a protein of 132 amino acids. Gene Ontology annotation, cellular component: secretory granule membrane.
CGUGUCCCCGUUCCCCCCCCCCCAGGCCCGUCCUUGGGCCCGGGUAUAUCUUGGCGGCGCUGGGGGAGGCGGCGGGUGGGCAAUGGCGGCGCUGGCGGUGGUGGUGCUGGCGGCGACGGCGCUGGCGGGGGCUGAGGCGCAGUGCCCGGCCCCCUCCGACCUGCGGACGGCCAACGGUACCCGCAUCUGCGCCCAGCUUUACGCCGACAACAGCCCCUACUACGACCAGUGCUGCGGGGGGGAGGUCCUGGUGGUGGACCCCGGUUCCGACGUCCCCUACAUGCCCCAGGGCUGGGCUGCCCGCAUCUCCUCCUUGGUGGUGGGCACCCGCUGCGAGCUGACCGUCUGGUCUCGGGCCGGCAAGAAGGGGAAUAGCCGACGUUUCGGAGCCGGCGCGGUACCGCGGUUGCAAGAGGUGCGGCGGGGAGUCUUCACCGAUUGGAACGACGCCAUCAGGGGUUACUACUGCAAGUGCAACUGAGGGGGGGGCGGCACGGGGCUGCGCGAGUCAACGCCGGUCAACGUGAGUCAGCGCGAGUCAACGCGGGCCAACGCACGUCAACGCGAGUCAACGCGGGCUGAUGCAAGUCAACGUGGGCCAACGCAACUCAACGUUGAGUCAACGUUGGCCAAGACAAGCCAACACAGGCCAAGAAAAGCGAACGCAAGUCAUGGCAAGUGAACGUGGGCCGAGACAAGUCACCGUGAGUCCACCCAGGUCACCGUGAGUCCAUGUGGGUCAAGGCUGACAGACGUGGGCUGACGCACGUUGAGGUGGCAGUGCCACCCCCCCCCCUUCCGCCCCCCCCCCCCCCAACCUCGUACAGCUCCGAGCGCAGCCAAUAAAGCCUGGAGGCGGCAGCA